Amoebophrya sp. A120 is the source of this 182-nucleotide messenger RNA. The record is from the annotation of a GenBank genome assembly. NCBI's taxonomy places the organism in Eukaryota, Dinophyceae, Syndiniales, Amoebophryaceae.
CGGGCACAGUGGACGUGCAUUUGGUCUGCGAAGCGAAGCCAGACGACGGUGGGAAGUCCUGGUGUUGCCUACGCGCCUAUUGUCCGGAAACUGGAAUGGAUAUCAGCGACGAGACCUUGUGUGAUCGGCUACGGAACCGCUGUUUUUCUAUGAAGCGCGGCGAGAGCCAGGGCAGCGCGUCG